Nerophis lumbriciformis (worm pipefish) is the source of this 1437-nucleotide messenger RNA. It is a transcript of the gene palm1a, whose product is annotated as paralemmin 1a. The record is from RefSeq and is a predicted model, not a curated record. Gene Ontology annotation, biological process: regulation of cell shape. Lineage: Eukaryota; Metazoa; Chordata; Actinopteri; Syngnathiformes; Syngnathidae. Gene Ontology annotation, cellular component: membrane.
ACACACACACACACACACUGACACACAAACGCAGCAGCUGUGAUGUCUCAGGAGGACCGGAAGUGGCAGAGCGAGCUGGAGCAGAAGAAGCGUCAGCUGGACGAUGACAGACGAGCGCUGCAGCACGCCAAGUCAAAGGCCCUGAGGGAGCGCUGGCUGCUGGACGGAGCGCCGUCUGCUGGAGACGACCAGAAGCAGCAGCAGCACGAAGAACACGCCAGGGACCUGGAGGACACUGUCAGCAGGUUGGAAAAAGAGUUGAUGAAUCUGGAGAGCACAGGAUCGUGCACGAGCGUGACUCACACCUCGGUGAGAUCAGGAUCCAUUCAAGAGGUCAGAGUUCACCAGGCGGGAGACGAUGACAUCAUGAAGCGAGCCAUGUACUCGGUGGAGAUCAAGGUGGAGCGGGACAAGGCGACGGGGGAGACGCGCGUCUUGUCCUCGCACACCAAGCUUCCCGUGGACUGCUCUCAGGGAGGGGUCAAAGUUUACGAGGACGAGCAGAAAGUGGUCCACGAGGUCAACGGCGAGAACGACGUCCACCUGCUCAGCGCCGCCGAGGUGGAGGAGCUCAUCCUCAAAGCCGACGAGGCGCUGACGCCGCCACACGAGGAGGAGGAGGCCACGCAGAAGGAGGAAGACGAGGCGGCGGCGGAGAUCACCGGGCUGGAAGCCACGCCCCCGGAGCAGAGCGGCGGGGAGGAGCCCGUCACCUUGACCUUCAUGGGCUACCAGGAUGUGGAGGACCAGGACCACACCAAGAAGGUCCUCGGCCUGCAGGGGACCGUCAAGGCCGAGCUCGUCCGCAUCGAGGACGGGAAGACUUCGCCGCCAGGAGGAGCGACGGACGCCCCCCCGCCGGCGUCUGCCGCUACCCCGCAGCUGGCGGACAAGCAGGAAGUGGCGGCCGAGUCAGCAGCAAGAGGCGGCGUGAAGCCCAAGAAGGAGAAAGUGGCGUAUGCGACCUCGCCGAUGGCGUACAAAGGUGAAAGGUCAGCGAAACCCUGCGGGAGGAGCUUUAACGUGUUGUCCUCGAGGUGGCGCUAGCACCCAAAGAGUCCCGAAGGCUGUGUCUUAAAUGAAACACUUCCGUCAGUACGCUAUCAAGUAUAAUAAGACGCCCCCUUUUAUGAGGGUGGGCGCCCCUGAUUAUUUUAUUCGAAGGCUGUCGAAAAUGAUAAGAGGUGACUAAAAUUGAGGUUUAACAAUUUAUUCUACAAAAUAAAAGUACAAACGAGCUAGAAAAGGUCGAAGCAAUUUGUAAAAUGGUUGCCCGUCUCUCAUGCUUUUGUCCGCCUUGUUUGGUAAUCGAAACUGAAAGUUAACACACACAUUUUACUCCUUCACUCUCUCCCCAGGCUGGUAUUUCAUGACAUCAUUAAUAAUACAUAUGUGUGUGUGAGAGUGCAAAUACAUAAAAAACGUAUUAUUCUUAAA